Molecule: messenger RNA, 4900 nt
Organism: Pogoniulus pusillus (Red-fronted tinkerbird)
Lineage: Eukaryota; Metazoa; Chordata; Aves; Piciformes; Lybiidae
Product: scavenger receptor cysteine-rich type 1 protein M130-like
Exons: 19
Biological process (GO): zymogen activation
Cellular component (GO): plasma membrane
Molecular function (GO): serine-type endopeptidase activity
Source: RefSeq, a predicted model, not a curated record
AUGGAUUUUUUUGACUCCUGCUGGGAAGGCAAGGAAGAGUUAACCUUCCUGCCCGGAGAAGCAGCUGAAACAGUCGCGGGGGGGCUGCCACUUCUGGGCGUGCCACUCCCGGAGCCACCGCUGGGCGUGCCGCUGCCGCUGGCCCUGGGCUUCUGGCGGCUACCUCUGGAUUUCGUAGCUGAUCUCUGGAGACACUGCACUAAAUCCUUCAGCUGCCAAUCUGCCAGCUGCUUUAAGACCGUCUUUGGGUUCAGGCUGGUGAAUGGCAGCAGAGGCUGUGAGGGGAGGGUGGAGGUUGAUGUAGAGGGGACGUGGGGCACCCUCUGUGACUGGCGCUGGGACCUGCUGGACGCCCACGUUCUCUGUCGUCACCUCAACUGUGGCUUUGCUGAGUCCGUUCCUGGAGGAGGCCAUUUUGGGAGAGGCACAGGCCCUGUCUGGAGAGACUCCUUCCACUGUGCUGGCACUGAAGCCCAGCUGGGCCAGUGCCCCGUGAGCAGCCUGGGGGCCUCUCUGUGCUCCCAUGAGCAGGACGCUGCUGUCAUUUGCUCAGGUGAGCGCUGGCCAAAUGCUGGCAGAGCUGCAGUCUGCCCUUGCCUGAGGCAGAGCAGGAGAGCUGCAAGGGCCUGCACUGGCUCCGGUUCCCUGCGGCUGGUGGGUGGAGGGAGCCGCUGCGAUGGACGAGUGGAGAUCUUGCGGCGUGGGACGUGGGGCAGGGUCCUGGCAGAGCAGUGGCACCUGCAGGAGGCCAGCGUGGUGUGUCGGCAGCUGCGGUGUGGAGAAGCAGAGGCAGCCUACACCCUGCCAAAGGCUGAGAGAGGGCAGGGCCCCGUGGGGCUGCGAGGGGUGCGGUGUGCAGGGCACGAGGCCAGCCUGCAGCUCUGCAACACCUCCCUGCCCCAGAGCAUGCUGUCAGCAGGCAUUGCAGAGGAUGUGGGGGUCUCUUGCAGUGGUGAGUGGCACUGCCAGGGCCCCCAGGCUGUGUGCUGGCUGGGCAGCAGCCCCUGACAGCAGCUGGGGCUUCUUCCUGCUGCAGGCAGCCGGCAGGUGCGGCUGGCAGGGGGCCGCGGGCGCUGCGAGGGCAGAGUGGAGAUCUACUCGCAGGGCAGCUGGGGCAGCGUCUGCGAUGACAGCUGGGACCUGGCCGAUGCCAGCGUCGUUUGCCAGCAGCUGGGCUGCGGAGGGGCGCUGCAGGCGGUUGGCUCCGCUGGCUUCGGGGCAGGCUCUGGGCACAUCUGGCUGGAUGGGGUCAACUGCUCCGGGGCCGAAGCUGCUCUCUGGGAGUGCCCGGCAGGGCCCUGGGGGCAGCACGACUGCGGGCACAAAGAGGACGCCGGAGUCAUCUGCUCAGAUUUCGUGGCCCUGAGGCUGGAGAACAGCAGCAACUGCUCCGGGCGCCUGCAGGUGUUCUACAAUGGCACCUGGGGCAAUGUCUGCUCCAACUCAAUGACUCUCAGAACUGUGUCCCUGGCAUGCAAGGAGCUGGGCUGUGGGGACAGAGGAUACCUGGAUGCAAACCUGCCCUCUGCUAGGGUGUCUGCUGCUGCCUGGCUGGAUCGAGUGCAGUGUGGGGAGAGAAACAGCUCCUUCUGGCAGUGUCCCUCUGCUCCCUGGCACCUGCACUCUUGUGAAGACCUGAGAGAUGAGACCCACAUUAUCUGCCAUGGAGCUGCAGAGGUGAGGCUGGCAGAUGGCGGCAGGCGCUGUGCUGGGAGAGUGGAGGUGAAACACGAGGGACAGUGGGGGACUGUGUGUGGUGACCACUGGGACAUGAAGGAUGCUGCAGUGGUUUGUAGGCAGCUGGGAUGUGGAUCUGCUCUGGAAGUUCAUUUCGGUCGAAGCUUUGGGCCAGGAUCUGGCCCCAUUUGGAUGGAUGAUGUUCAGUGUGAUGGCUCCGAGUCUGCCCUGUCUGACUGCACACACAAUGGAUGGGGUGAGAACAACUGUGGUCAUAAUGAGGAUGUUGGAGUGACCUGUUCAGGCUUUGUCCAACUGGUUGGAGGGGACAGUCCCUGCUCAGGACGUGUGGAAAUCCAUGAUGGCAAGGAGUGGAAACCUGUCUGUGCCUCAGACUUUGAUCUGAAAGCUGCCAACGUGGUCUGCAGGGAGCUGCAGUGUGGCACAGCCCUGUCGGUGCAUGGGGCAGCUCAGUUUGGAGAUUGGGCUGAGUUCACAGAAUACAGGCUGGUGAAUGGCAGCAGAGGCUGUGAGGGGAGGGUGGAGGUCCAAGUGCAUGGGACGUGGGGCACCCUCUGUGACUGGCGCUGGGACCUGCUGGACGCCCACGUUCUCUGUCGUCACCUCAACUGUGGCUUUGCUGAGUCCGUUCCUGGAGGAGGCCACUUUGGGAGAGGCACAGGCCCUGUCUGGAGAGACUCCUUCCACUGUGCUGGCACUGAAGCCCAGCUGGGCCAGUGCCCCGUGAGCAGCCUGGGGGCCUCUCUGUGCUCCCAUGAGCAGGACGCUGCUGUCAUUUGCUCAGCUGGCUCCGGUUCCCUGCGGCUGGUGGGUGGAGGGAGCCACUGCGAUGGACGAGUGGAGAUUUUGCGGCGUGGGACGUGGGGCAGGGUCCUGGCAGAGCAGUGGCACCUGCAGGAGGCCAGCGUGGUGUGCCGGCAGCUGCGGUGCGGAGAGGCAGAGGCAGCCUACACCCUGCCCAAGGCUGAGAGAGGGCAGGGCCCCGUGGGGCUGUGAGGGGUGCGGUGUGCAGGGCACGAGGCCAGCCUGCAGCUCUGCAACACCUCCCUGCCCCAGAGCGUGCUGGCAGCAGGCAUUGCAGAGGAUGUGGGGGUCUCUUGCAGCGGCAGCCGGCAGGUGCGGCUGGCAGGGGGCCGCGGGCGCUGCGAGGGCAGAGUGGAGAUCUACUCGCAGGGCAGCUGGGGCAGCGUCUGCGAUGACAGCUGGGACCUGGCCGAUGCCAGCGUCGUUUGCCAGCAGCUGGGCUGCGGAGGGGCGCUGCAGGCGGUUGGCUCCGCUGGCUUCGGGGCAGGCUCUGGGCACAUCUGGCUGGAUGGGGUCAACUGCUCCGGGGCCGAAGCUGCUCUCUGGGAGUGCCCGGCAGGGCCCUGGGGGCAGCACGACUGCGGGCACAAAGAGGACGCCGGAGUCAUCUGCUCAGAGUUCGUGGCCCUGAGGCUGGAGAACAGCAGCAACUGCUCCGGGCGCCUGCAGGUGUUCUACAAUGGCACCUGGGGCAAUGUCUGCUCCAACUCAAUGACUCCCAGAACUGUGUCCCUGGCAUGCAAGGAGCUGGGCUGUGGGGACAGAGGAUACCUGGAUGCAAACCUGCCCUCUGCUAGGGUGUCUGCUGCUGCCUGGCUGGAUCGAGUGCAGUGUGGGGAAAGAAACAGCUCCUUCUGGCAGUGUCCCUCUGCUCCCUGGCACCUGCACUCUUGUGAAGACCUGAGAGAUGAGACCCACAUCAUCUGCCAUGGGAAACGACCAGAAGUGUCUGCAGAUCUCUCAGCCCCAUGCCCAAACCCCAGGAACUGCACAGGUAGCUGCUCCUCUGCACACCCCUCUCAGCCGGCAGGGCUCUGCCUGCUCUCCUGCUGCCCUGGCAGGGCUCUGCCUUCUCCAGCCAGGGAGAAGAUUCGUGCCGUGGGAGGGCAGCACAGGUGCUCAGGCAGAGUGGAGGUCUGGCUGCACGGCUCCUGGGGCACGGUGUGCGACGACUCCUGGGACAGGCAGGAUGCCCAGGUGGCAUGCAGGCAGCUGGGCUGUGGCCCUGUGCUGUCUGCCCCGGGGGAGGCUGCCUUUGGGGAGGGGACAGGCCCCAUCUGGCUGGAGCAGGUGGAGUGCCAGGGCACAGAGCCAUCUCUGCAGGAGUGCUGGGCCCGGCCUGGGGACAGCGGUGUCUGCCGGCACAAGGAGGAUGCUGCUGUGAGCUGCUCAGAUGCACCCAGCACAGAAGCACCAACCCCCCGAGCAGGUGCCCCUGGGGGCCGUCGGACCAGCAGCAGCAGUGUCUCAGUGCCUGUCAUCAUCUGCAUCGUCCUGGGAGCCCUUCUCUGCCUGCUCCUGGCCCUCCUGGCUGGACAAGUGCAAAGUGCCAGGGCUGGGCGCAGAGCUGCCCAGGCCCCUUGGGAGCCCUUCCCUCAGGCUGUGUAUGAGGAGAUUGGCUACAGCACAGCAUGGGAGAAGCAGGAGAGGUUCAGUGACUCAGGCUCCUAUUCAGAGGGGUCUUUGGCCAAGCUGCAGCCCAAGCCUGGUGACAGAGAGGAGGAGGAGGAUGGCCUGGAGUCAACAGCAGAUGUCUCUGUGCUGGCUGGAGGUGACCCACUGGAUGGCUAUGAUGAUGCCAGGGACAUUGCUAACCCUGGGCAGGAGCCUGUGUUUAGACAGGGAGCCAGGGAAAUGCCCAGGGAGCCAGAGGAAGGAUCAGGACCCAGAGAUGAACCUGGAGAUGGCUCAGUCCUGGCUGGAGGUGACCCAGUGGAUGGCUACGAUGAUGCCAGGGAGAUGUCUGCCCCUGCACAGGAUCCUGUGUUUAGACAGGGAGACAGGGAAAUUCCCAGGGAGCCAGAGGAAGGAGCAGGACCCAGAGAUGUGGCUGGAGGGGCAAACCUGUGCUCACAGAGCAGUGCUGAGGGGCCUGGAACAGAUGCGUGGGCCCUGUCCCUGGAGAGCACAGGCUAUGAUGAUGCUGAAGAGCUGCCUGCUGCACAUCCCCCUGAGGACACAUGGGGGCGACAGCACAGCUCCCUGAGCCCUCAGCCAGCAGAGCCCAUCCCUACCAUGAGGCUAAGAGAGAUCUGAAGGAGGAGAGCUCUGUGCACCUGGGUGAGACACAGGCACCAGGAACCGUUUGCUACUGCCAGGAGCAGCAGAAGCAGCAGGACAAUGCUUCUGCUUUUCCUUCCCCUCUCUGAUGCCUCCACACUGGUUCUGAUUAAAAGGC